CAUGCUAACACAGGAGAGAAACAACAGCAAAAAACAUUGAAAACGGGCUGGACCUAAGGGGAGCCCAACAUGAUCAUGCAACUGGAAACAGUCAGGGGGGCAGCUGCUACCCCAAGUUUUGGAUUAGGCAGGAAUCUUGCUCAUAUCCCCUUGCACCACCCAUUCUAUCAACCACCCAUUCGUCUCAGCCUGGACUGGGGCCACCACAGAAACCAAGAUCUUCCUUCCAUCCACAUAACCAUGCUCAUUUCUUCCCAUAGAUUCCUAUUGCCACCGCUUUCCCUUCUCCUUCCGCCUCUACUACCCCUUAAUCUCAUCUCUUUCCUCUUGCUGCCCCCAUUAGCCCCCCUCUUUUGCUUCCGCCACUCCAUGUCUCAAUCCUCCCCAUUCUUCUCCAUCGCCCGAGCACAUGCUGGAGCAGGAGGGUGGACUGCGGCAGCCGCUCUUCUGCUCCGUCAGCCCGUUGCUCAGCUGCCACCUAUUCAAAGCCUGAGGUGUUUCUCUUCGGCUAGAGUGACAGAUGCCAAGACACUGCGAUCACACCUGAGUCUCCCUCGUGCCUCACUAUCCUCCUUUGCUGAUGCUGAUGAUGGCUCUGGCACAAAAGCUGGUGAUGCAGAGGCAAGGGAGAAGCGGAAUGGGGAAAGCGAGAUGUCAGAGAUGGCCAAGGCAUUCCAUAUCCCGCCACGGAUGGCGAUGUCAAUCUCCGUGAUGAUUGCAUUCGCUGCCCUCACCAUGCCGCUGGCGAUGCGGUCACUGGUCUGUCAUGGGACCUUCAAGAUGAGCGUGCUGGCAUAUCUGACGCUUCUGUCAGGGUUCUAUAUGGCAUGGAAUAUUGGGGCCAACGAUGUUGCAAAUGCCAUGGGGACGUCAGUGGGAUCUGGGGCUUUGACACUACGGCAGGCGGUGCUGACUGCAGCGGUGCUAGAGUUCUCCGGCGCAUUCCUUAUGGGCACCCAUGUCACCAGCACCAUGCAGAAGGGCAUACUGGUUGCGUCUGUGUUCCAAGGAAAGGACUCUCUGCUCUUUGCCGGAUUGCUAUCCUCCCUUGCUGCUGCUGGCACAUGGCUCCAGGUUGCUUCGUCAUAUGGCUGGCCUGUCUCAACUACACAUUGUAUUGUUGGGGCCAUGGUUGGUUUCGGGCUGGUAUAUGGAGGGGUGAAUGCAGUUUUCUGGAGCUCCUUGGCUAGAGUAUCUUCAUCUUGGGUCAUUUCUCCCUUGAUGGGUGCAGCAGUAUCUUUUCUUGUUUACAAGUGCAUACGCAGGUUUGUAUACAGUGCACCAAAUCCAGGCCAAGCUGCUGCUGCUGCUGCACCAAUUGCAGUGUUUACAGGUGUCACUGCAAUCUCGUUUGUUGCUUUUCCUCUCAGUAAAGUCUUUCCCAUUGCUCUCCUGCAAGCAUUAUCCUGUGGGGCAGUAGGAGCCAUCAUUGUUACCCGAGUGAUACAAAAACAGCUAGGUGAGUUGCUGUCUUCGGAAGCAGAAAAGAUAGAAUCUGCUGAGAAGGCAGAUGUUCAGCAGGUUGGAUUUCUUUCAGACAUUGCUGGCCCUACAGGAGCUCAAUUGCAGAUCGUGUAUGGUGUAUUUGGUUACAUGCAAGUCUUAUCAGCAUGCUUCAUGUCAUUUGCUCACGGAGGCAAUGAUGUCUCCAAUGCCAUAGGGCCCCUGGCUGCAGCUCUGUCCAUUCUUCAAGGUGUGGCAAGCAGUGCUGAGAUAGUUAUACCUACUGAAGUUCUUGCUUGGGGUGGGUUUGGAAUUGUUGCAGGUCUUGCAAUGUGGGGAUAUAGGGUGAUAGCAACAAUUGGCAAGAAAAUCACAGAACUGACACCAACCAGGGGCUUCGCGGCAGAGUUUGCAGCAGCUUCAGUGGUCUUGUUUGCAUCAAAGCUUGGUUUGCCAAUUUCUGCCACACAUACACUUGUUGGAGCAGUGAUGGGUGUCGGAUUUGCAAGAGGGCUCAACAGAGUCAGAGCAGAGACAGUUCGCGAAAUUGUGGCCUCCUGGUUGGUCACAAUUCCAGUUGGUGCUGUGCUAUGUAUCUUCUACACAAUGAUCCUAACCAAGAUUCUGGCAUACUUUAUGUGAGUGGAUUGUGAAAUAUAAGAACUCAUUUAAGCGACAUAGAGCAUUAUCACUUCAUUAAUUUUGAUCA
Messenger RNA from Panicum virgatum (switchgrass), 2152 nucleotides. RefSeq names its product inorganic phosphate transporter 2-1, chloroplastic-like. Gene Ontology annotation, biological process: phosphate ion transmembrane transport. Gene Ontology annotation, molecular function: phosphate transmembrane transporter activity. Gene Ontology annotation, cellular component: membrane. NCBI's taxonomy places the organism in Eukaryota, Viridiplantae, Streptophyta, Magnoliopsida, Poales, Poaceae. The coding region runs from base 70 to 2085 and encodes 671 amino acids. The record is from RefSeq and is a predicted model, not a curated record. The transcript is spliced from 3 exons.